Adineta ricciae is the source of this 3336-nucleotide messenger RNA. Lineage: Eukaryota; Metazoa; Rotifera; Eurotatoria; Adinetida; Adinetidae. The record is from the annotation of a GenBank genome assembly.
AUGCAAUUACUUGAACAAGCACAAACUUUGUUAAAUUUCGAUCCUCAAUCACCAUUCGACGUUAAUGUUCUCGAUGCUGUUGUCAACACAAUGUAUCGCGGACAAGGCGACGCCCAACGACAAGCAAACGAAGUUUUAAAUACGCUACGUGACCAUCCCGAUGCGUGGACUAAGGUUGACAGGAUCUUAGAAUUUUCCAAAUGUCAAGAAACAAAAUACUACGCUUUGCACAUUCUCGAGAAAACAAUCAAAACACGCUGGAAAGCUUUACCAAAGGAACAAUGUGAAGCUAUCAAACAGUACAUUGUAAGUUUGGUUAUAUCACAUUCACAAAAUCCGGAAUUGAUGGAACGUGAAAAGGUUUACUUGAAUAAAUUGAACGUCAUUCUUGUACAAAUACUAAAACAUGAAUGGCCGAACAAGUGGCCAAAUUUUAUUAGCGAUAUCGUGGAAGCAAGUAAAACAAGUGAAUCAAUGUGUCAGAAUAAUUUAGAAAUUUUAAAACUUCUCAGUGAAGAAGUCUUUGAUUUUUCAUCAGGUCAAAUGACACAAGCCAAGGCCAAGCAUUUAAAAGACACCAUGUGUAAUGAAUUUACCAAAAUUUUCCAACUUUGCGAAUAUGUUGUGGAAAAAUCACGGCAUCCACCUUUGCUUUUGGUUACAUUGGAAACACUCUUACGUUUUCUCAGUUGGAUCCCGCUUGGUUAUAUUUUCGAAACAAACAUGGUCAAUACAUUAAUUGAAACUUUUUUUACGGUACCAAUGUUUCGCAAUGUGACACUUCGUUGUUUAACUGAAAUUGCAAGCAUUCAAGUUGCCCAAUACGAAGAUAAGUUCAUUGAUUUCUUUCGUCGAACAAUGACUCAAUUGAAAACAGUUAUGCCAUUAUCAAUUGAUUUAAAAUCCGCCUAUCGUACCGCGAAGGAUGAUGAUCAAAAGUUCAUUCAAAAUUUAGCUUUAUUUCUGUCAAACUUUUUAAAAGAACAUGGCAUUUUAAUCGAGCGUACACCCGAUUUGAAAGACACAUUGAUGGAAGCACUUCAAUAUCUUGUCUUGACAUCAGAAGUCGAAGAAAUUGAAAUCUUCAAAAUCUGUUUGGAAUAUUGGAACAUUCUAAGCGCUGAACUCUAUCGUGAAGUACCAUAUCAACAAGCAGCACCCUCGUACUUACGAUCGAGCAACUCGAAUAGUGCACCAACACGACGCCAAUUUUAUAACGUUAUGUUAUCGAAGGUUCGACGAAUUAUGAUUUCACGUAUGGCACGACCAGAAGAAGUACUUGUCGUCGAAAAUGAACGUGGUGAAGUUGUGCGAGAAUUUAUGAAAGAUACUGAUGCGAUCAAUCUUUACAAAAAUAUGCGUGAAACACUUGUUUACUUGACUCACUUGGACUAUGUCGAUACAGAAUCGAUUAUGACUGAAAAAUUAGCGAAUCAAGUCAACGGUACAGAAUGGUCAUGGAAAAAUCUAAACACCCUUUGUUGGGCCAUUGGUUCCAUCUCAGGGGCUAUGGUAGAAGAUGAUGAAAAACGCUUUCUUGUUACUGUUAUCAAAGAAUUGCUUGGUCUCUGCGAACAAAAACGUGGUAAAGAUAACAAGGCUAUCAUUGCAUCGAAUAUUAUGUACGUUGUUGGUCAAUAUCCUCGAUUUCUUCGCGCACAUUGGAAAUUUCUUAAAACAGUAGUUAAUAAACUCUUCGAAUUCAUGCACGAAACACAUGAAGGUGUACAAGACAUGGCUUGUGAUACCUUCAUUAAAAUCGCCCAAAAAUGUCGUCGACAUUUUGUUACAAUUCAAUUAGGUGAAUCUCAAGCAUUUGUUGAUGAAAUUUUAACAAAUAUUAACGGUAUUAUCUGUCAUUUGGAACCACACCAAGUUCAUACGUUCUAUGAAGCAGUGGGUAAUAUGAUUGCAGCUAGUAUUGAUAAUGUUCAACAAACGAAAUUAAUCGAAAAGUACAUGCAGUUGCCAAAUGAUGUUUGGACUACGAUUAUAUCUGAAGCGAAAAAAUCAGUGGAUUGCUUAAAGGAUCCUGAAGUUGUUAGUAAUAUUUUAAAUAUUCUCAAAACAAACAUUCGCGCUUCAAAAGCCUUGGGUGCACCUUAUGUUCAUCAAUUAACAAAAAUCUAUCAGGAUAUGUUACACAUCUACAAAGUAACAUCGGAAAAUAUCAAUCAGGCUAUACGCAUGAAUGGUCCCAUGGUGGUCAAACAGCGUUUAAUUAAAGCCAUGAUGGCUGUUAAAGAAGAUACAUUAGUUUUACUUGGAAGUUAUUUUUCUAAAGCGACAAAUGUUCAACAAAUUCUUGAUCAAUUCUUAACACCAUUAUACACAUUCGUCUUAGUUGAUUACCGAGAUUGUCAUGCUGAAGCUCGAGAAUCCGAAGUGUUGAAUAUGUUAGCAACGCUAAUCACUAAAAUCGAAGAUCGACUAACACCUCGUAUACCUGAAAUAUUCGAUUUAACAUUCGAGCAUACACUUCAUAUGAUCGACAGGAAUUUCGAAGACUAUCCCGAUCAUCGAAAGAACUUCUAUUUACUUCUACAAGCAGUGACUAACGUUUGCUUUCCAGCACUGUUGGCUUUGAAUCCCACACAAUUCAAACUUGUUUACGAUUCGAUCAUGUGGGCAUUGAAGCAUACUAUGCGAACAAUAUCAGAAUUGGGUCUGGAAAUCUUACAGAUUAUGUUACGAAAGUUUCAAACAUGCGACCCACAGGCAGCACAAACGUUUUAUCAAGUUUACUAUCUGGAAACCAUGCAACACAUCUUUGCUGUCGUAGCUGAAUGUUCGCACACAUCGGGUAGGAAAUGGUUUAANUGCGAACAAUAUCAGAAUUGGGCAGCACAAACGUUUUAUCAAGUUUACUAUCUGGAAACCAUGCAACACAUCUUUGCUGUCGUAGCUGAAUGUUCGCACACAUCGGGUUUAACGGCUCAUUCUCAAAUCUUGGCGAAUCUAUUCGUUAUUGUUGAACAAGGUUUAAUUAAAGUUCCAUUGGCAGCUGAAGUUCAGGAUCCAGCGCAAAACUUGCUCUAUGUUCAGCAAUUUAUGGCUAAUCUUUUAAAAACAGCUUUCCCACAUUUACAAGAUAAUCAAAUCAAAGUUAUUAUCGAAGGUUUCGUGACCUUAGACCAAGAUAUAGCUGGUUUUAAAGAACAUUUACGUGAUUUCCUUGUUCAAAUACGUGAGGCCACUGGCAAUGAUACAGCUGAUCUUUAUCUUGAAGACCGUGAACAAACAUUGAAACGUGCAGCAGAAGAAAAACGUAAAAUACAAAUGAGUGUUCCCGGUAUUCUCAAUCCACAUGAAAUUCCAGAAGACAUGCAAGAUUAA